Molecule: messenger RNA, 387 nt
Organism: Phytophthora sojae
Lineage: Eukaryota; Oomycota; Peronosporomycetes; Peronosporales; Peronosporaceae
Exons: 1
Coding region: 1-387 (128 amino acids)
Molecular function (GO): protein binding
Source: RefSeq, a predicted model, not a curated record
AUGUCUACGGCCGGUGACUUCGAGAAGGCUAGAUAUUGCAUCGAGGAUGCGUUGAGCCUGACAGCGGAGCACGGACAUUUCGAGGUGCUCAAGUGGAUUUACGGCACACAAACCUACAAAUUCCAUGGACAUUGGAGCCCAAUGGGCAAAGCUGUUGCAAACGGCCACCUCGCCAUCGCCCAGUGGUUGCAUGAGGUCAAAGGCGAGCGCUGCUCUGCUGAAGCCGUCAGCAUCUCUGCGAAGAUUGGGUACCUCGAAGUGCUGCAGUGGCUACAUUCCAAGAAUCUUUUUACAAGCACCAGGGCUUCGAUGCGCUGGGCAGCCAUUAAGGGUCGGCGAAAUGGUGAAAUGGCUGCACGCAACUCAUCACGAAACGUGCUCGAUUGA